Haliotis rufescens (red abalone) is the source of this 1884-nucleotide messenger RNA. RefSeq names its product NXPE family member 4-like. The transcript has 5 exons. Bases 1 to 1884 code for a protein of 627 amino acids. Lineage: Eukaryota; Metazoa; Mollusca; Gastropoda; Lepetellida; Haliotidae. The record is from RefSeq and is a predicted model, not a curated record.
AUGGAGACGCCUCUCUAUAGGGUUAGGACGCUCACCUUGGAGGACCAGACGGCUUCAGGGCUGUGGUCUGACAUGCAGUGCACAUGGAAUACCAUCAGCCUGGACCUGGAGGCGCUCAUUCUGGCAAUAUUCCACUGGCAGAAUCAUCUCCAGAAUACCAAGCUAGUCAUCUCAACCGACAACAUCACGGUUGUCUGGUGUCUGAGAAACCAGUGGACGAGUCACUCCCACUCCCUGCUGCAGCAGACGUUCUCUCAUUAUGUCAAAUGGAACUGGAUGUUGAGUGAAGCUCCAGAAAAGCAGCCCCCGGAUGAAGCGCGAGAGGGUAUGAUGUAUUUGUCGGAGGAGGAACUCCGAACAGACUUAAGCUUGGACAACAUCAGUGUUAGGAGUUUCACCGACCCGGACCAUUCUAAGAUGUAUUUGUCGGAGGCGGAACUCCGAACAGACUUGGACAACAUCAGUGUUAGGAGUUUCACUGACCCGGUCCAUUCUGAGAUGUAUUUAAUGGACAGGAAUGGUAUCGAAUUUAGUUUGAAUGACAUUAUCCGUGUGAGAAUCGACAUGUACGACAGUUACGGCAAAAGAAGAACUGUCGGCGGAGACUUUCUCCGGCUGUGGAUGGAAGAACCCGGAUUAAAAGCCAUCGUUUCUGGUGACGCCAUCGACCACAAUAACGGAAGUUACACGGGGAUAUUGAGAGCUUCUUGGACGGGCACGGCAUCGAUCCUCUGUUUUGUUGACAGGCGUAGAGAGGAGAUAGCUCUCCUCUACCGAAAAUAUAACCAAUAUAACACACUGUGGAAUGCGUACGCACAGUUCGCAAGUGGAGCUAUGAAAGAAAAUACGCUUUGUUUUACGACGCCGCGACCACCACAUCGCUACUGCAACUACACCGACCACAACGGCGGCCUACCCUACUACUGCCUGCACCCCAACACCCCCGGCUUCACCUGCGCCAUGUGGUGGGGUGUGUGGUCGAGUAGGAGGAUAGUACCGAUGACGCCUCAAGAGAUACUGGUCUUCCAAGGGACCUUUGACAAAAGGAACGACUUACUCCCAACUCAAGUGAAGAUAAAGAUAGCCCCAGGGACAGACAGUCAUCAGGUCAAACUGACCCAGCGGUCCAUCCUAUGUAAAGACGUUUCCCCGGCCGCAACAUGGCAGAAAUUCUCACCCUCUGGGUUCAUCUUCAUGGGCACGUGGUACCCCCGACUGUGUUCUCUGGGAAUGCCCAUCGCUGAGUCGACCUACAGCUCGUGUCUGGCCAACAAGACUCUAUGGUUGUCCGGGGAUUCCACCAGCAUCCAAUUUGUGAUUCAGCUGAACAAUGUCCUUGGACUGGCACCAUUUAUUCCCCGAACACACGAACCGAAACGGAUCUACCAUCGAUCUCGGAACUACUCCGUGGCGUGGGCAGCCCACGGGUUCCCGUACUUCCCAGGGGGGAAUGUCCAACAUCGCUCCUCCCUCAUCCCUCCACAAGCCCAGUUUAAAUACACAGCUAACAAUUCUCGCGAUAUAUUUGUGUUGUACCUCAACAUUCACCUAAUGCUGGUUCACCCCCGUGUCUUUAGGCAGCACGUGCGAAUCAUGGCUCAAGAGACGUCAACGCUCUUAGCACGUGCUCCGAACGUCACCGUGGCUGUGAGAGGUCCUCAUGCCUUUUAUCAACAUCCGUAUAAGGAAAUAUAUUCAUAUUGGGGUCUCUUGUUUCGAGACAUCAUCCACGAAGAGUUCCGUCCCAAUCGUGAUAGAGUUAUCUUCCUUGACUACUGGGAUAUGACCGUUGCCCUUGCGCCGAUUGACUUUCAUCCUAGGCCUCAAAUUGUACAGAUGAUGAUUCAGAAUAUGAUGGCGUUUGUAUGUAGAGAUACAUCGUGA